Messenger RNA from Orbilia oligospora ATCC 24927, 3216 nucleotides. RefSeq lists its product as uncharacterized. Gene Ontology annotation, molecular function: myosin II binding; syntaxin binding; GTPase activator activity. The transcript has 5 exons. The record is from RefSeq and is a predicted model, not a curated record. Lineage: Eukaryota; Fungi; Ascomycota; Orbiliomycetes; Orbiliales; Orbiliaceae. Gene Ontology annotation, biological process: regulation of protein secretion; regulation of exocytosis; establishment of cell polarity. Gene Ontology annotation, cellular component: cytoplasm; plasma membrane. Bases 1 to 3216 code for a protein of 1071 amino acids.
AUGACUUCCAAAAACUCAGAACUCGCCGACAAGUUAGGCAGGCUGGACCUCAAAGACAGAAAAAUGCCUUUUCUACGACGCAAAAGUGAAGGUGAAAUCAACCUCUCGGGGAACAUUUCAAAUGAUGAUUUAGCGCUCGAUGACGUCAAAAGAUACGGCUUCGAAGGCAAGCCAUCGGCUUUGGCUUAUGAUCCCGUACAGUCUCUUGUUGCGGUCGGCACAAAUGAGACCGAUGCCUCGCCCGGUUCUAUCUACAUCUUUGGACGCAGCAGAGUAUCUAUCAGAUACAACUUACCAAGGAAAACUUCGGUAAAAUAUUUACGGCUACACGAUGACAGACUGUUCGUUAUCGAUAGCAAGCAUGAACUACACCAUUUCAAUCUUUCUACGCAUGCACUCGUGUGCUCGUGGUCCCCGCCAGGAGCCGUCUCGGCAAUCUGUACCGAUCCUGCCUCAGAUUUCAUCUUCCUCGGACUACAAAAUGGAGAGAUCGUGGUCUUUGAUGUUGAUGGGGAUAUAGCAGCUCCUUUCAAAAUUCCAAACCUAUGGAGGGAACACAGCCCGAAGGCGGUUUCCCUCCCUGUUGUUUCUAUCGCCAUGCACCCUAGAGAUCUAGGUACUCUUUUAAUUUCGUAUCUCGAGGGCGCCUUGUUGUUCUCUUUGAAACAAAAUAAAGCUACUUUCACGAUGAAGUUCGAAUUGAAACCCGGUGCACCUGGCUCAGAUCUAGAUGCUGCGACCAUAAAAACCCUUCGGAAACCAAAGCUUUCAAAUGCUAUAUUUAACCCUAGCGGUACAACCGUUUUGACGACAUACGAAGAUGGAUGCAUUGCUUUCUGGAGUACAACUGACGGAAGAUUAUUGACUGCAAGGACGCUACAAGACUUCGAUGUUCACCUACCAGCUCCCAUAAUGGCUGGGUUUGGUGGCGGGCCUGCAUUAGGUGCUGCAUUCACACUCCGAGAACCCUUCCACAAAGUCGCAUGGUGCUGCUCGAACAAUAUCGACGACACAUGUCUGCUGGUUUCAGGUGGUAACAAUGUUGGAAUGGCUGCAAAGGGUCUAACGUUGAUCGAAUUCGGAGUCGCACCGAACAAUAUUACUUCCUCUUGGAAACAAAUAACUGAGCACCUAGGGAAUCCCAAGCGACAGCGAUUUCUGCCAGUCCCACAUAAUAUCGACGUCGUUGACUUUUGCAUGUUGCCGAAGACGUCCCCAUAUCACGCUGGUUCGCACGACCCGUCUGCUGUCAUGGUCCUGUUCACUAAUGGUGAUAUUGCGACCCUUCGAUAUCCAGACGGCGAAUAUUUGUCGCCCGCUGGCAUGAUGCAUCCCAGUAUGGCUAUGGUUCAUCCGAAGCCAUUCUCUAUGGAGAUUGCUCCUAUCAGCCGCGAGAAAUGGCUUGGUAUGGUGGCCAUCCGAGACAAGCCGGCAGAGUACUUUAAGGGAGGCGCCGACGCUAAGAGGAUGACCAGAAGAUACCAAGACAGAAGUAUCGCUUGUACUAUUCACAAAGAUGCAACAGUCAGGGUUUGGGAUCUCGGUCACAACGAUGAUAUCGAGAACCCAGAGGCUUUGGAGCUUGAUGUUGGUGUUGUAGUUGGCAAACCCGGCUCCGUUAAGGUCUCGGCUGUAUCUGCAUCUCAGGCAACUGGGGAGAUGGCAGUUGGAUUGGAAUCCGGUGAAGUAGUGAUCUAUCGAUGGGGUCGCAACAAGAGCUACAAAGGCAAUCUCCAGAGCCCUACAAGCCCGGCCGUAGGAAUGACAUCCUCUCCUUUUGGUCAGCUACGAGACAUUGCAAGCCAGGCAGAUCCAACCCUGAAAGAAGGUCUCCUACCACUGUAUCUUAUGGAUGCCGGAUCUGGAGGUGUCAAGACUACAGCUGUCAGUGAUGUCGGUUUCGUCGCCAUUGGCUAUGACAGCGGUACUCUAACCGUCGUCGAUCUUCGGGGCCCCACGGUUAUAUACUCCAUCGUUAUUAGCACUGUCACCAAGGAUGUUAAUCGCAUUAAGGAAGUUGCCAAAGCGGCAGCAAAACGAAGCAGCUUAACCUCGAUUGCGAAAGAUAUCAAGCGAGGCAGUGUGGCGGUCGCCAGUUUUUCGAAGGAACUCCCCUCACAGGCAAAACGCACUAGUUUCCCUGGCUUUAGGAAAUCUGGCUCUCUUAGCAGUAGCAGUAGCAGCAUUAAGGAGGAGAAAGAAAAGGAAGAUAAGACUGAAUAUGUUACUACUAUGGCUUUCUCCGUUAUGACUAUUGGAGAAGAUGAAUUCUCUAGCAUUUGCCUUCACGUCGGAACCAACCUCAAGAAUGUUAUGACAUUCAAGAUUCUACCCGAGGGUUCCCGAUUUACCGUUUCGUGUGCUGGAGGACACCCGAUCGACAACCCACCGCUCACAUUAAUUCCUAUCAACUCCGAAACUGGAGCUUCAGCACGUGCGACACCAGAUGCUGUUGCCGGCUUACGGCAAGGACAGUUCGUCAACGGCUUUAUUAUUUGUGUUACAUCCAACCAGGCCAGAAUUAUCAUACCUCCUGAGGACAAGGAGAGCCACAAGUCCUGGGACGAAAUGACCUGUGUGCAAGCAGGGGUGGCUGAGCUUCCUGAUAAGGGUAUUGUCUUGGUUUGUGUGUAUACCACUGGCAAAGUUAGAGUAUUCUCGAUUCCAGCAUUGAAGGAAAUCGGAGUUUUCGACUUACCUGCCGUCAUUGAUCGCACCAAACUGUCGAACUGUCGAAUUACCCGGGAAGGUUUUAUUUCCGCGUGGACCAGUCAUGUCGAGUUCGGAUUAUUCUACCUGUGGGGAACAGGCAAGCAACUUCACGCCCAACCUAAGGACAUCCUCUAUAACCCAGACAUCGCAGUCCCAGCCCGCCCUACUAUCAGCGGUCUUCAAUGGAUUAGUGGAACGCAGCACAUCUCAGCCGACGACUUCGACAUUCUCAUCGGCGGUCCAGAUCGCCCACCAUCCCAGAAACAAAUCAAGGCACAGCAGAAAGCCAACGGAGGCGACAAGAGUCCCGCAGCAACUAAUGGCAACAGCGUCUUCGGUAAUAUGGCGAAUGCUUUCAACGCCCGAACCCAAAAUCUACAAAAUUUCCAGGAUAAUAUGCAGAAUCUAGAAAAUACUACGGCGGAGUUUGCAAAGGCUACAAGUAAAUUUAUCGAAAGCCAGAAGCGUAAGGCUGUUUUAGGAGGAGCGAAGAGUUUGUUCUAA